Danio aesculapii is the source of this 2170-nucleotide messenger RNA. RefSeq names its product bromodomain containing 9 (gene brd9). The coding region runs from base 115 to 2070 and encodes 651 amino acids. The record is from RefSeq and is a predicted model, not a curated record. Gene Ontology annotation, biological process: regulation of transcription by RNA polymerase II. The transcript has 17 exons. NCBI's taxonomy places the organism in Eukaryota, Metazoa, Chordata, Actinopteri, Cypriniformes, Danionidae. Gene Ontology annotation, cellular component: nucleus.
UUAAUCGUAGCUGCUAGUGUUGUUGUUGUUCGACCGAGAAGUAGCAGCGCGACAAAAUUAGACAGAAUUAGCUUAGAUAUAACCAGCUUUUUUUUACACCAGUAAAUAUUUAAUAUGGGGAAGAAACACAAGAAAUACAGACCCGAGUGGAGAGCGGUUGAAGGAGACUAUGAGGACAAACCAUUAGAGAAGCCCCUGAAGCUGGUCCUGAAGGUGGGCGGCAGUGAAGUGACUGAACUCUCUGGCUCCGGGCAUGACUCCAGUUACUAUGACGAUCGCUCCGACCACGAGUGGGAGCGCCACAAAGAGAAGAAAAAGAAGAAGAAGAAGAAAUCGGAGAAGGAGAAAUAUGCAGAUGAUGAUGAGAGGAGGAGGAGGAAGGAGGAGAAAAAGAAGAAGCGUGAGCGAGAGCAGUCAGAAAGUACAUCCAGCGCACCAGUGGAGCCGUUCACCCUGCCCAAACCUGUGGAGGUGGUUGUAGAAGAAAAGAAGAGGAAGAGGGACAAGUUUGAAUCUGAAUCGGAGGCAGAUGAGUUUCAUCCUGCAGUGAAAGUAGAAGUAGAGCAGCCGGCGGACCGGCCCGUACGAGCCUGCAGAACACAACAAGAAAAUGAAGCCACUCCUCGUCAGCAGCUCUUGGAGCAUUUCCUGCGUUUGCUUCAGAGAAAAGAUGCACACGGAUUCUUCGCCUUUCCUGUUACAGAUGCCAUUGCUCCGGGAUACUCCAUGAUAAUCAAACAUCCCAUGGACUUUAGCACAAUGAAGGACAAAAUCGCUGCGAACGAAUACAAAACAAUUACAGAAUUUAAGGCUGACUUCAAGCUGAUGUGUGACAACGCCAUGGUUUAUAACCGACCGGAGACGGUUUAUUACAAGGCUGCUAAGAAACUCCUCCACACAGGAUUCAAAAUGAUGAGCAAAGAGCGGCUGUUAGCUUUGAAGCGCAGCAUGUCUUUUAUGCAGGACAUGGAUUUCUCUCAGCAGGCUGCCAUUCUGGGGGAUGACGACAUCGCCCCGGAGGAACCGGUGACGGAGAUGAUGCCCAUUCACACAGAGUACCCCAAAAAAUCCAAAAAGCAGCCCGUAAAAGAGCCCAUCAUCAGUGAUAUGUACGAGCUGGAGGGAAACGCAUGCAGUUUGACGGACAGCACAGCGGAGGAGCAUGUUUUGGCUCUGGUGGAACACGCAGCAGAUGAAGCCCGGGACCGAAUCAACCGUUUCAUGCCAAACUCCAAGAUUGGAUACCUAAAAAAGGACACAGAGAGUUCCUUAAUGUAUGUGGUUGUAAAUCAAGAUCCUGAAGGAGAGGAGGAAGAGACUCAUCCUGUAGAUUUGAGCUCUUUGGCUAAUAAGCUCAUACCUGGAUUGACAUCACUGGGACUUAAAGACGACAGGAGACACAAAGUGACCUUUUUGAGCAGCGCGUACAACACUCAGACCCUUCAGAACAACUCCAUCUAUCCCGAUCUGCAUCCAGAGGAGAUGGACAUGCUUUAUUCAGCGUAUGGAGACGAGACCGGCGUCCAGUGCGCUCUCAGUCUGCAGGAGUUUGUCAAGGGUUGUGGAGGUUUUACUAAAAGGCUUGUGGAUGACUUGUUGGAUAAAAUGACGGCUGGUGACCAUUCAAAAGCAGUCGUUCAAAUCAGACAGAAGAGGAAUCUGCCGAUUGAUGAAGCUAAAUCUAGUUUAUGUGACAUGCCAGGAACAGAUGGAGGUGGAAUGGAAGCUGGUUCAGUGCUGGAUUUCAUGUCUAUGAAGAGUUACCCGGACAUGUCUCUGGACAUGCUCAACUCAUUAGGUAAAAGUGUGAAGAAGGAGCCGGAGCAUGAAGAUGGUCAUCAGCACUUUGACGAUCCAGCCAAACUCCUGCAGGAGUUCCAGGAUGCAUCGGUGGACCGCGUUGGGUCCCGGCCGUCCUCCAAUCUCUCAUCCCUGUCCAACGCUUCAGAGAGAGAUCAGCAUCAUUUAGGAAGUUCGCCUCAUCUGGGUGUUGGAGAUCAGGCAGAAAUGGUUCAGGAUCCGUACGAGUUUCUUCAGUCUCCAGAGCCCGGAUCCACCGCCAACAGCUGACCCAAACACUGCAGAUCUGUGUGUUCUAGAGGACUGUAGUCUUGUACAGGUUCAUCGUGUGUUUGUUUUUAAAUAAAGCUCUGUGACUUAUUCCCUUCUA